This is a messenger RNA of Candoia aspera, 1907 nucleotides long. Its product is annotated as protein brambleberry-like. Lineage: Eukaryota; Metazoa; Chordata; Lepidosauria; Squamata; Candoiidae. The record is from RefSeq and is a predicted model, not a curated record. Bases 1 to 1884 code for a protein of 627 amino acids. The transcript has 11 exons.
AUGUUGCCCUUCCAUUGCUGGGCCCUCCUUCUCCCUCUCCCCCUGCUUCUGGUCGUCGCCCCCUCCUCUGGGUUUUUUGGCUGGCUCACCCAAAGGGCCUCCCCGGCUCACGUUCCCAGUCCUGAGCCACCGGCUGCCGCCCCAGAGCCAGCCAGCCUUGGACCAGUGCCUUUUGAGAUGAAUAUGGCUGAUGAGAGAUUCUUGGCUGAAGCUCAGCCAGUGGAUCGCUCCCUUCUGGACUCCUGCCAUCACAAGGUCAUUGCUCAGCUUCGGUCAACUUGCACGGACCUGACGGAAGAGGAGCUAGCCAAGCUGGGCGUGUCGCUCUUCAACUGCCAGGCCAGUGCCGAAGGUCGGAGGACUUACCUGUGCACUGGGGACAUGACGCUUGCAGAAUGCACCGCUGGGAUGGACCCGGACACCUGGAAUGCUUAUCACAUCGUCAGCAACCGAGCGCGUGCAGUCUGCUAUGCCACCCGUCAGAUGCAGUUCAAGCGCCGGGCGGAGCACACAGUGAAUGCCCUGGUCUCUACCGCUGUCAGCCAGUUGGAAGCAAUGAAGAUACUGAAGAAGAGCCAGGAGGACCUGAAGGGGCUAACGUCGGAGUCCCUGCAGAGAGUGGCCAGUGCUCAGGAACAGCUUCUUGCCCAGCAAGAGUCAUUGCAGGGCGGCCAGACACGAAUGGAAGAAUCUCUCUCCAGCAAUCUGGAGCAACUGGUCCAGGAGAAGGCCUUGAUUGCUAGUGGGCAGCAGCAGGUGGCCGAGCUGAUCGAGGGCAUCACGCGGAGGAUGGAAAACGUCAGCAGUCAUCUGGACCAACAGGAUAUGGACCUUCAAGAAGGACACCAGUCCAUCCUGAGGGACUUGAGCCAGGUCCAAACACGGGCCCAAGAAGUCUACUCCAAAUUAGAUACCAAUUUGGGUUUGUUCCUGGCCUAUCAAAACCAAACCACCUUGUAUCACAAUGAGUUACUGGAGAAACUGCGGAAGAUGAACGAGAGCUUUGGGCUGGUCCUUCACACCAUGGAGCUCAUGCAGACCAAAGUGGAGGGCCGAUUGCAGCACAUCCAGAGAUUCAUCACCUGGGCAGGGUUCAGCCUGAGUUCGGUCUAUACCUGCGUCCUGCACGGCACCUACUUCCUCUUCACGGCGCUCAUCAUGACUUUCCUGCAGAUCCCCGGCCUGCCCCGCGCCCUGCUUCUGGUCCUGGUUGUGGCAAAUGCGCUGUCUGAGCUCCAUCACGGCGUCUCCUUGGGAUUUAAAUCUCUCACCGGCCUCUUGGGGCUGUCUGUGGCAGUCAGCGUAGCCCGAGAAAGCAUCUGCCGCCAUGCUCUGAAACAGAGGAAACGGAGACCGCUCCCAGCGCCUUUGCCCCUUCCCCAGAAGGCUCCGGAGUCACCAGCUUGCAAAGCGGGGUGUAAACAGGCCGAGCGCUGUCAUAUUACCUCCACUCCUGAUAGAGAAGGUGAUGUGGGCCUCCUGGAAGAUCUGGAGAAGCUGGAAGAGGUGAGCUUCCUGUCAGUUGCUAGUGAAGAUGCUUGGCUUAGUGGUGGAACAGCGGGGCCUGCAGCCAGGAAGGACCGGGCCAGAGGUGAUGGGAUGCUAGCUGGUGUCACGGAGAAAGAGGCGCUCCUCUUUGUUCCCCAACAGGCCACCUUGGGGAGACUCACCCGGCCCCACCUGGAGUCACGGUUCAACUCAUCUUGCAACCCACAGGCCUCUCCCCCAAAUGAUUCCUUGGUCAGCGACGUGUCCAGCUGCUCUGCCUCUCCAAGGCCGCUCUGCCAAGGGGUCACCAGGACUGGGCAGCCAUGCAGGAAAAAGGCUGUCUCUGCCCACCUCUUCUGCCACCUUCAUGCAGCCGGACAGACCCACCUCGCUUAACCAGCAGCAGCAUCUCUGGGGAC